Molecule: messenger RNA, 1407 nt
Organism: Zygosaccharomyces rouxii
Lineage: Eukaryota; Fungi; Ascomycota; Saccharomycetes; Saccharomycetales; Saccharomycetaceae
Gene: COQ1
Product: trans-hexaprenyltranstransferase
Exons: 1
Coding region: 1-1407 (468 amino acids)
Biological process (GO): ubiquinone biosynthetic process; isoprenoid biosynthetic process
Cellular component (GO): transferase complex
Molecular function (GO): prenyltransferase activity
Source: RefSeq, a predicted model, not a curated record
AUGAUAAGACGUUGUAUCAGGUUUCGCAUUUGUGUACUGAAUGCUCGUCGUGGUAAAUCUUCCUUUUCCGCUGCAUUGGCGGCUGUCAGUAGGCUAGUAACUCCCUCGAUCAUGUUGAGAAAUCCAGUAUCAUUGGUCUCUAACGAAAUGAAUACACUGGCUAAAAACAUUAUGGCAUUAAUUGGAUCUGGUCAUCCUGUCUUAAAUAGAGUUACCAGCUAUUAUUUCGAGGCGGAGGGUAAGAAAGUUCGUCCAUUACUAGUGCUUUUGCUUUCAAGAGCACUAGCUGAAAUACCCCUCGAACAAAGAACGCAGAGCUUGAUUGAUUCGGUUGAUGUGCCUGAAGAUCCAGUUUACUCUCAACCUCCUAAAUCAUUACUUUUUGAACCCCCCGCUAACAAUUUAUCACCUUUAGAUAUCCUACACGGUAUAAAACCAUUGAAUCCAUUGACCAAAGGUCCUGAACCAAUACCAGAGGCUAACUUUGACAAGGAGAGAGGUAUUUUACCUAAACAGAGACGAUUAGCCGAAAUCGUGGAAAUGAUCCACACUGCUUCUUUACUUCACGAUGACGUGAUUGAUCAUUCAGAUACUAGAAGAGGUAGAGCAAGCGGUAAUGUGGCCUUUACCAAUAAAAUGGCUGUCCUUGCUGGUGAUUUUUUGCUGGGUAGAGCCACUGUAGCUAUUUCUAGAUUAAGGAAUCCCGAAGUUGUGGAGUUGAUGUCCAAUAGCAUUGCAAAUUUAGUCGAAGGUGAAUUUAUGCAAUUGAAAAACACUGCUGUUGAGGAUAUUUCCAUCAUAAAUCAAGGUAACAAGCCACUACCGGCCGCAUCUAAGAAAUUGAAUAACGAAGUUCAUGAUUACCGUGUUCCACGUGCUGUUGGCGAAGGCAUUUCUCAUGAUCAAAUGAUAGAGACUGCAUUUGACUACUAUUUGCACAAGACUUAUCUAAAAACAGCAGCUCUAAUUUCCAAGUCAAGUAGAGCGGCAGCCAUUCUUUCUGGUGUGGAUAGAACUGUUGUAGAUCAAUGCUACGAAUUCGGUAAAGAUAUUGGUAUUUGUUUCCAAUUAGUGGACGACAUGUUGGAUUUUACAGUAUCUGCAAAAGAUCUGGGUAAACCAGCAGGUGCAGAUUUAGAAUUAGGUAUUGCUACUGCACCUGUGCUUUAUGCUUGGAAAGCUGAUCCAUCUUUGGGACCCUUGAUCCAGCGUAAUUUCUCACAACCGGGUGACGUGGAACAAACUGCUGAAGCAGUUGCUAAUUCUAAUGGAGUUUUUAAGACGAAAAAAUUGGCAGAGAAAUACAGAGACCAAGCUUUACAGAAUUUGCGCAAGGCAUUGCCAGAAUCUGAUGCUCGUUCAGCUUUAGAAUUUUUGACUAAUAGCAUUUUGACGAGAGGAAAAUGA